Molecule: messenger RNA, 1987 nt
Organism: Myotis brandtii (Brandt's bat)
Lineage: Eukaryota; Metazoa; Chordata; Mammalia; Chiroptera; Vespertilionidae
Gene: DMWD
Product: dystrophia myotonica, WD repeat containing
Exons: 6
Molecular function (GO): protein binding
Source: RefSeq, a predicted model, not a curated record
AACCUGGGCCGCGAGCUCUAUUUCUACCCGGGCUGCUGCCGCCGCGGGAGCCAACGGUCCAUCGACCUCAACAAGCCAAUUGACAAGCGGAUCUAUAAGGGCACCCAGCCCACCUGCCAUGACUUCAACCAGUUCACUGCUGCCACAGAGACCAUCUCCCUGCUGGUGGGGUUCUCGGCCGGCCAGGUGCAGUACCUGGACCUCAUCAAGAAGGACACCAGCAAGCUAUUCAAUGAAGAGCGGCUGAUUGACAAGACCAAGGUGACAUACCUGAAGUGGCUGCCUGAGUCGGAGAGCCUGUUUCUGGCAUCGCACGCCAGCGGCCACCUGUACCUGUACAAUGUCAGCCACCCGUGUGCGUCGGCACCCCCCCAGUACAGCCUGCUGAAGCAGGGGGAGGGCUUCGCCGUCUACGCUGCCAAGAGCAAGGCGCCCCGCAACCCGCUGGCCAAGUGGGCAGUGGGCGAGGGGCCCCUCAAUGAGUUUGCCUUCUCGCCCGACGGCCGGCACCUGGCCUGUGUCAGCCAAGACGGCUGCCUGCGCGUCUUUCACUUUGACUCCAUGCUCCUGCGGGGGCUCAUGAAGAGCUACUUUGGGGGCUUACUCUGCGUGUGCUGGAGCCCCGAUGGGCGCUAUGUUGUGACGGGUGGUGAAGAUGACCUGGUCACCGUGUGGUCCUUCACCGAGGGCCGCGUGGUGGCCCGCGGCCAUGGCCACAAGUCUUGGGUCAAUGCUGUGGCCUUCGACCCCUACACCACAAGGGCCGAGGAGGCGGCGGCAGCCAGUGGUGAUGCGGAACGGAGUGUCGAGGAGGAGGAGGAGCCCGAGGUGGCCGGCCCGGGCUCGAAUGGGGGAGACCCGCUCUCCCCAAUGCCCAAGGCCGGCUCCAUCACUUACCGCUUCGGCUCGGCCGGCCAGGACACGCAGUUUUGCCUGUGGGACCUCACCGAAGACCGCUCCAACAGCCUCCCACACCCAGCGGGCAGUGGCAAGGCGGGUGGCCCAGGCACAGUGACGGAGCCGGGCACUCCAUUUAGCAUCGGCCGCUUUGCCACGCUCACGCUGCAGGAACGGAGGGACCGGGGGGCGGAGAAGGAGCACAAGCGCUACCACAGCCUGGGCAACAUCAGCCGGGGGGGUGGCGGGGGUGGCAGCAGCGGGGACAAGCCCAGUGGCCCUGUUCCCCACAGCCGUCUGGACCCAGCCAAGGUGCUGGGUACGGCGUUGUGCCCACGCAUCCACGAGGUGCCCCUGCUCGAGCCCCUGGUGUGCAAGAAGAUUGCCCAGGAGCGGCUGACGGUCCUCCUGUUCCUGGAGGACUGCAUCAUCACCGCCUGCCAGGAGGGCCUCAUCUGCACCUGGGCCCGGCCGGGCAAGGCGUUCACAGACGAGCCCAAGGCCCAGACAGGGGAAGGAAGUUGGCCCAGGUCACCCAGCAAGUCAGUGGUAGAGGGCAUCUCCUCCCAACCAGGCAACUCCCCGAGCGGCACAGUGGUGUGAAGCCCUGGAUGCUGGGUUCCCUGCCCUGCCUCGCCUCCCAGCCAUCACCCUUCCGCUGACCUCACAGAUCACCCUGUUAACAAGACUAACCAUGACGGAUGGACUGCUCUGGUCCCCCGCCCUGCACAAUCUGGGGGGCAGAGAGUCCCCCCGGACUGGCCUCGACCCUGGGGGGAUGUAGUGGCUCAUUGUGGCCUCAGCCUUGUCCCCACCCACUGCCAAGUACAAUGACCCCUUCCUUCCGCUGAAACAUCAGUGUUAGCCUCAUCCCUGUCCCCAGCAUGUGACUGGUCAUGGGCGGGGGAGGGAGGAGCUCCCCACCCACAAGAGCCCAGCUCCGCAGUGUGCCCCUCAGUCUGCGGGCCCAAACCCCACCUCCCCUGCUGGUGUUCGUGCUUUUGAAAAGUGUUAAGUUAUGGAAGCCCCUUGGGGCCCUUCCUGUCCCCAGCACCUCUUAUUUAUACUAAAGUUCCCUGUUUUCACAGCG